AUGAAUGCGGGAAAGCACGACACCGCAAUGGAGGGAUGCAGCCUGGAUGCCCAAAAGAGGUAUCAGAGUAACUUGUCACUGCGAGCCCGGCAUCUCCAAAGCAGUUCCCGUGCGCAAGAGAAGAAAUUGAACGACCUGUAUUUGCAGCUCAUGGGUUCUGACCGUGUUGCUGCAGAAAGUGCCGCAGGUUUUGAUGGCCUAGAGGCAGCACUCAAGAAGCGACAAAAUGACUUGGAGUGGCUGCUGCAGACCACGGAAUCUGCGAUUGCUCGUAAGCGAACCACUGCAGAUGUUGGUCCGGUCCGCUGA
Molecule: messenger RNA, 309 nt
Organism: Symbiodinium pilosum
Lineage: Eukaryota; Dinophyceae; Suessiales; Symbiodiniaceae
Source: the annotation of a GenBank genome assembly